This is a messenger RNA of Ordospora pajunii, 294 nucleotides long. RefSeq lists its product as uncharacterized. NCBI's taxonomy places the organism in Eukaryota, Fungi, Microsporidia, Ordosporidae. The transcript has a single exon. Bases 1 to 294 code for a protein of 97 amino acids. The record is from RefSeq and is a predicted model, not a curated record.
AUGAGGAUAAAAUCUGUAGCUGAGGAGUCGAUGAGGAUUGGAGAGAUGGCCGAGGAGAUGAAAGAGUGUUGGGUGGCAACUGUUGUGGAGGAUAGCCGCAUUCUAAUAUUAUCUCCCGAGGAGGAGAAUGUUAUUGACCACCAAGGCAUCUCCGUAAACACAUACUACAAUGCAAAGAGGGAAUUUUUUAAGCAGGGAGAAUCGGGGCUUGGCACGGCUCUUGAGAGACUCGGCAUUGGAGACGGGCAGCGAAGUGUAAUCACAAGUCUGGUUCUAAAGAUGGAGUCGAGUUAA